AGGAACAGAGAGAGAGACCUAGACGUGCUGAAGACCCAGACAAGGAGCCGAGAGAGGGACUGAGAACACAACGCUGGAGCGCUCAGACAGCCACUCAAGAUCUUUUGGGGGAGCCCGAUAAAUGGGAACAUGGGCUCUGUCACCGGAGCUGUCCUAAAGACCCUACUUUUGUUAUCUACUCAAAAUUGGAACAGAGUCGAAGCCGGGAAUUCCUAUGAUUGUGACGACCCACUUGUGUCUGCCUUGCCUCAGUCAUCAUUCAGCAGUUCUUCUGAGCUCUCCAGCAGUCAUGGUCCUGGCUUUGCAAGGCUAAAUAGAAGAGAUGGAGCUGGUGGCUGGUCUCCACUUGUGUCGAACAAAUACCAGUGGUUGCAGAUUGACCUUGGAGAGAGAAUGGAGAUCACUGCUGUGGCCACCCAAGGGGGAUAUGGGAGCUCCAAUUGGGUGACCAGCUACCUCCUGAUGUUCAGUGAUAGUGGCAGGAACUGGAAGCAAUAUCGUCAAGAGGACAGCAUCUGGGGUUUUUCUGGAAACACAAAUGCAGACAGUGUGGUGCACUAUAGACUCCAGCCUUCUAUCAAAGCCAGACUUCUGCGCUUCAUCCCUUUGGAAUGGAACUCCAAGGGCAGAAUUGGAAUGCGAAUCGAGGUGUUUGGAUGCACAUAUAGAUCAGAGGUGGUUGAUCUUGAUGGAAAAAGUUCUCUUCUCUACAGAUUUGAUCAAAAAUCCCUGAGCCCAAUAAAAGAUAUUAUUUCUUUGAAAUUUAAAACCAUGGAGAGUGAUGGGAUUCUAAUCCACAGGGCAGGGUCAAAUGGAGAUCACAUCACAUUGGAAUUAAGAAGAGGAAAACUCUUUUUACUGAUUAAUUCAGGUGAAGCUAAGCUGCCCUCUGCUCACGCCCUGAUCAAUCUCACCCUGGGCAGUCUGCUGGAUGAUCAGCACUGGCAUUCUGUGCUCAUCCAGCGUUUGGGUAAACAAGUCAACUUUACAGUGGACGAGCACCAGCAUCGUUUCCACGCACAGGGAGAAUUCAAUUACCUGGAUCUUGAUUAUGAGAUCAGCUUUGGAGGGAUUCCAGCACCUGGAAAAUCAGUGUCAAUCCCACAUAAAAAUUUUCAUGGAUGUUUAGAAAAUCUCUAUUAUAAUGGAGUGGAUGUUACUGAUUUGGCCAAGCAACAAAAACCACAGAUUAUCGUUAUGGGAAAUGUGUCCUUUUCUUGUUCACAACCACAAUCGGUGCCUGUGACUUUUCUGAGCUCCAGGAGUUACUUAGCACUGCCAGGCUUUUCUGGAGAGGAUGAGAUUUCUGCUACUUUUCAAUUUCGAACCUGGAAUGAGGCAGGGCUUCUGCUAUUCAGUGAACUUCAACAGGUUUCAGGGGGUCUCCUCCUCUUUCUUAGUGAUGGAAAACUUAAGCUGAAUCUCUACCAGCCAGGAAAAUUACCCAGUGACAUCACUGCAGGUGUUGGAUUAAAUGAUGGGCAGUGGCAUUCUGUCUCCUUAUCUGCUGGAAGAAAUCAUGUGAGUUUGGCAGUGGAUGGCCAUGUGGCCUCUGCUGCUCCUUCACUGGUACCUGAGCAGAUUUAUUCGGGUGGCACCUAUUAUUUUGGAGGUUGUCCUGAUAAAAGCUUUGGAUCCAAAUGUAAAAGUCCACAUGAUGGAUUUCAAGGAUGUAUGAGACCGUGUUUGCCCAACUAUUGUGAACAUGGAGGUAGAUGUUCUCAGUCCUGGAGUGCCUUUCACUGUAACUGUACCAACACUGGUUACAGGGGAGCUACUUGCCAUAACUCUAUCUAUGAGCAAUCAUGUGAAGCCUACAAGUACAGAGGAAAUACUUCAGGAUUUUACUAUAUAGAUUCAGAUGGAAGUGGUCCCCUGGGGCCAUUUCUUCAAUACUGCAAUAUGACUGAAACUGCAUGGACCAUCAUACAGCACAAUGGCUCUGAGUUAACAAGAGUCAGAAAUACUAAUCCAGAGAACCCAUACGCUGGGUUUUUCGAGUAUGUGGCCAGCAUGGAGCAACUCCAGGCCACAAUCAACCUUGCGGAGCACUGUGAACAGGAGCUUACUUACUACUGCAAGAAGUCACGGCUUGUAAAUAAGCAAGAUGGAACCCCUCUGAGCUGGUGGAUUGGAAGAACCAACGAAGCACAAACUUACUGGGGAGGUUCUUUGCCUGAUCCUCAAAAAUGUACUUGUGGAUUAGAGGGAAACUGCAUUAAUUCUCAGUAUUAUUGCAAUUGUGAUGCUGACCGGAAUGAAUGGACCAAUGACACUGGAUUUCUUUCUUACAAAGAGCAUCUGCCAGUAACUAAGAUAGUGAUUACAGACACAGGCCGACCACAUUCAGAAGCUGCUUAUAAACUUGGGCCUCUGCUGUGCCGGGGAGACAGAGCAUUUUGGAAUUCGGCUUUCUUCAACACUGAGGCUUCAUAUCUACAUUUCCCUACUUUCCAUGGAGAACUUAGUGCUGACGUGUCUUUCUUUUUUAAGACAACAGCUUCAUCUGGGGUGUUUUUAGAGAACCUGGGGAUUACUGAUUUUAUUCGGAUAGAGUUGCGUUCUCCGACAGUAGUGACUUUUUCAUUUGACGUGGGGAAUGGGCCCUUUGAAAUCUCGGUGCAGUCACCUACCCACUUCAAUGACAACCAGUGGCACCAUGUUCGGGUUGAAAGGAACAUGAAAGAGGCAUCCAUUCAAGUGGAUCAGCUCUCACCAAAGACACAACCUGCUCCCACAGAUGGGCACGUCCUUUUACAGCUCAACAGUCAACUCUUUGUGGGUGGAACGGCCACCAGACAGAGAGGCUUUCUGGGCUGCAUUCGGUCUCUGCAAUUGAAUGGGAUGGCCCUGGAUUUGGAAGAAAGAGCCCAGGUGACUCCAGGAGUGGAGCCAGGUUGUAGGGGACAUUGCAGAAGCUAUGGAAAGUUAUGUCUCAAUGGAGGGAAAUGCAGAGAAAAGCCCAGUGGGAUCUCUUGUGACUGCACUUUCUCUGCAUACACAGGGCCAUUCUGCUCGCAUGAGAUUUCUGCAUAUUUUGGAUCUGGCUCAUCCGUGAUUUACAAUUUUCAAGAAAAUUAUUCCUUAAGUAAAAACUCCAGCUCCCACGCUGCUUCAUUUCAUGGUGAUAAGAAGAUGAGUAGAGAAAUGAUCAAAUUUAGCUUCAGAACAACACGAACACCAAGCUUACUGCUUUACACAAGCUCCUUUUACAAAGAAUACCUUUCAGUUAUCAUCGCCAGAAAUGGAAGUUUGCAGAUCAGGUACAAGCUAAAUAGAUAUCGAGAACCUGAUGUUGUUAACGUUGAUUUUAAAAAUAUGGCUGAUGGGCACCUUCACCACAUAAAGAUUGACAGAGAAGAUGGAGUGGUCUUUGUUGAGAUUGAUGAGAAUACAAGGAGACAAGUCUACCUGUCAUCAGGCACAGAAUUCAGUGCAGUCAAAUCUUUGGUACUGGGAAGGAUUUCAGAACACAGUGAUGUAGAUCAGGAGACGGCACUGGCUGGUGCUCAGGGCUUCGUGGGCUGCCUCUCUGCUGUACAGUUCAGCCAUGUGGCCCCUCUGAAGGCUGCUCUGUACCCCAGCCACCCAGCCCCCAUCACUGUCACAGGGCACGUGACUGAGUCUAGCUGUGUGACCCAGGCUGGCACCGAUGCCACAUCAAGGGAAAGGACACACUCAUUUGCAGAUCAUUCUGGAACAAUAGAUGACAGAGAACCUUUAACUAAUGCGAUCAAAAGUGACUCUGCAAUAAUUGGAGGUUUGAUAGCUGUUGUGAUCUUUAUCUUGCUUUGCAUCACUGCGAUAGCUGUCCGCAUUUAUCAGCAGAAAAGGUUAUACAAAAGAAAUGAGGCAAAAAGGUCAGAGAAUGUAGACAGUGCUGCAGCUGUUUUGAAAAGUGAUCUUAAUAUACAAAAUGCAGUCAGUGAAAACCAGAAAGAGUACUUCUUCUGAUUGACAGCUAUGAUUUAACUUAUAAUUAUGACAGUUUGUUUUAAUAGCCAGGGGCUCUCAAUGGACAAAAAAAAAAAAAAGUUUUUACACUGCGAAUACAGGCAAUGGACUUGCAGCACUGCCAUCUUGCCAUAUCCAGGCUUGGAAUGGUUCCAGGAGGCCUCAUCCAGUGACAUAUUUCUCAUUGUAAUCAUUCUGUGUAACAAGGGAUUAGAUAUUGCUGUUAAUUUCCAAUUGUCCUGAUAUGAUCUGAAACAAGUUUAACUGGCUUAAAUGACUACAGUUUUUAAAUGUGAAAACUGUAGUCCUGGUCUCUUAACCAUGUGAUGCAUAAGUUUUGUUAGAGGUAAAAAUCAAAAUUGGACUAUAAUGACCUUGCUUUAUUUGAGAACAUAUGCUGUGUUUGCUUUAGUCUUCCCAUGGUGUUAUUCAUAGACCUGGAAAUGCUUCUAAGAUCCUGUUUGGCUGGUGUUUGCAUCUUCAGUGGCCAGAAGUAUAUAAAACUCCUCUGCCUUCUCUGUAUUACAUUGAAUAUAAUACAUCAAUAAUCUCGAAAAAUGUUCUGUUGUUGUUCGUUUGUUUGUAUUGCUCUUUUUUCUAUUUGCCUCUUCUUAAUGAUUUUGAAUACAUUUUGCUUUGUGUGUCAGACUUCAACUCUGAACACACAAUUUAUAUGUAACAAAACUCAGAAAGUGUAGCAGUUGUCAGUAUGUGAUGUCUUCCACUUAGUUUGUUAUCAUUGUUUGAUAGUGACAAUUGUUAAGUCCCUGAGUAAUGCCAAAUUCCCAAAUACUGUAAAAUCUUUUCAACUAAAUUUGUUGAUAUAACAAAAUUCUUAUCACAGCAAAAAAUGAUUUUUUAAUUGCAACUGUAAUACCUCAAGUGAAGUAUACAUCUGAGAAUAUUUUCCCCAAACUGUAUGCCAGUUUUUUAUAGUUUUUUAUUUCUGUUUUUCUAAGGUUUAUCACUAACUUUUCUUUGCUCUCCCAUGGCUAUAUUCCAUCGAGCAACUUCUUAUGUAUUAGAAAAAAGAGACAAAUUGUAAUGUAGUGCUUAAUUCCCUAUUCUAAAAUAUAUACCUCUUCACAUAUACAUUUUGCUGUGCAUUGAUCUCCAGUAUAUAUAUUUUUGAAAUAUAAGCUGCAACCAUGCCUCUUUUCUGUACAACUAGUAAUUAAAGAAUACUUACUCUAGUGUAUUAUAUGAUCUAUA
This is a messenger RNA of Galeopterus variegatus (Sunda flying lemur), 5166 nucleotides long. It is a transcript of the gene CNTNAP4, whose product is annotated as contactin associated protein-like 4. Bases 130 to 3954 code for a protein of 1274 amino acids. Lineage: Eukaryota; Metazoa; Chordata; Mammalia; Dermoptera; Cynocephalidae. The transcript is spliced from 24 exons. The record is from RefSeq and is a predicted model, not a curated record.